AUGAGCUUCCAAACGCUGCAAGAAAAGGUCGCUUUUUUCGAGGUGCUGGACACUCUCAGCGAGACCAUCAGUGAUGACGAAAAAUUCGACACCAAGGAACAAGAACAUCGCGCAAGAAGCAAGGCUUUCUUCAGUUCCAAGGCGAAACCAAAGCCAAAGUCAAAGACAAACAUCCCGACAAUUCCUCAUACACAGCCGGUAGCGACAACUUCGACUCCACUCUCCAAAACAUCGCGACUCGACAUCAUCAAAGCCACCCCCGGAACACAGAAUCUGCGAAAGACUGCUCUCAGAAACACAAGAGAUCUGGCCAAUGUCUCGGAUACUUCCUUUGUUGUAACAGAAACACCACAACCAAGCACAAGCUCAGCUCGGCCGGUUCCUCCGUCGCUACAGAGAAGUGCGACGUUGCCCACACCGUCAACAACUAGACUUGUUUCGUCUCCUACUCAGCAAUCUCCGUCUGGCAAAUCGUCUACGAGGAAACGGAAGCGCCAAUCCGAGACAAGAGCUGUACUCGAAGCAGACCAGAUACUCCGCACUCUCUCGUUCUUCUACAUUCCCAAUGACGACGUUGCCCCCGCUCGCAGACUGCGCAUUGCCAGAGCCCAGGAAUACGGGGCCAAGUGGGUUCGCUCUCUGACCGAGGCUACUCAUGUCAUUGUCGAUAAGCGUCUCGUCUACAGUGAUAUCCAAACUAUUCUCGAGACUACCCCUACGCCAUCUGCGCCAGUCGUUGUUAACGAAGAAUAUCCCAUGGAUUGUAUUCAGUUCCGCACUGUUCUUAACCCGGACCAGGCUCGCUAUCACAUUCCUGGACGGCCUCCUCAAGGUUCAUCGACAAUGACUGUACAGACAGCAGAUACCCAUGCUGCAUCGCAGAUUUCCAAUCAGUCGCUACAGGUCAAGGUCUCAACGGCGAAAAGGAGAAAGCAGGUCCCUAGCUCGCAGGAUAAAACACAAUCACAGAGUGGGGAGUCAAUUCCUCAUGCCGAGUCGGUCGAUGUACAUGAGAGGCACGAUAAGCUUGUGGUUGAGGAGCAAACAGCUGCAGAUUUGGAGGAUGAUGACUACAUACCAGAACCGAGACCACCCAUCAUCCCAAGCCUACUCUCUGGAGCGCAUCAGUCAACAAGUAGUCUACCGAAAAUAUCAUGUAAUCGUCAAGACGGGCCACCUAAAGAUGAUCCGAAGGACGAGCUUUCGGGGUGUAUCGAACUCCUACAGCAGUACAAUGAUCUCCCCUUGGACGAUCCGCUAGAAGAUGAUGCUCAAUCAGUCACCUCUCACCAAGAGGAGACAAUUUCGGAAUCUGAAGUGGAGGAGGGCUCUGCAGACGAACAUGCCCAUAAGCGCCGCUCACAAAGAACACGCCUAGCUACCCAGAAAAAGAUUGAAUUUGAAGAUCGGUUUACCUGGAACAAGGGAGGGACUAAGGACAAAGUCACUGAGUCACAAAACCCUAACGCCAGAACAAUUGAAGUUCUCCAGUUGAUGUGCGACUGUUACAGCCGGAUUUCUGACCAUUGGCGCACUACAGCCUACCGCAAAGCUAUUUCUACUCUCAAACGCCAGAACACCAAGAUUACCACAGCAGAGGAAGCAUACCGUCUCCCCAACGUUGGGAAAAGGCUGGCCGAAAAGAUUGAAGAAAUUGUCACAACUGAUUCCCUGCGACGCCUGGAGUAUGCUCAAGACUCUCCGCUAGACCACGUUCUCGCCACCUUCCUCAAGAUCUACGAUGUCGGGACAGGCCGUGCCAACAAGUGGAUUUCGAAGGGCUUCAGGACAUUGGACGACUUGAAACAGAAAGCAAAUUUGACGCCCAAUCAACGGAUUGGUAUUGAACACUAUGAAGACCUGAAUACGCGCAUUCCAAGAAGCGAGGUAGCUGCUCUAGGCGACUACAUCAAGAAGGAAGCAGCGCAGAUCGAUCCAAUUGUCGAGCUGCUGAUAGGUGGGAGCUAUCGGCGUGGAGCUGAGAGCUCAAGGGAUGUGGAUUUCAUUGUUACCAAGAAGGAUACCACCUCAUCAGCCGACCUGGUUGCCUUCUUCGAGCGGCUGCUCAAGGUGCUUACGGACAAGGGUUGUGUUGUUGCUACUCUAUCAGCGCUUAACACAACCCGGCCUGGGAAGGAUGGACCAGGCAGUAAAUGGCUUGGCUGCUGUGUGCUUCCACGGGCACACGAACCCACAAACGACAAGGUGAAAACCAGGAGGUCAGCCAAGUCAGCGUCGCCCAAAACUCCACAACCUGUAUGGCGCAGAGUAGAUUUUCUGCUGGUUCCUGAAACUGAGUACGGCGCUGCGUUGAUCUACUUCACCGGUAACGAUAUCUUCAACAGGAGCAUGCGUCUACUUGCAUCGAAGAAGGGAAUGCGGUUGAACCAGAGGGGUUUGUACAAGGAAGUGAUGAGGGGACGUGAUCGAGUCAAGGUCACGCAGGGAGAGUUGGUUGAGGGCAGAGAUGAGAGAAAGAUCUUUGAGAUCCUUGGUGUCAAUUGGCGCGAACCAGAGGAGAGAUGGUGUUAA
This is a messenger RNA of Sordaria macrospora k-hell, 2532 nucleotides long. RefSeq lists its product as uncharacterized. The record is from RefSeq and is a predicted model, not a curated record. Gene Ontology annotation, biological process: double-strand break repair via nonhomologous end joining. Gene Ontology annotation, cellular component: nucleus. Gene Ontology annotation, molecular function: DNA binding; DNA-directed DNA polymerase activity. Lineage: Eukaryota; Fungi; Ascomycota; Sordariomycetes; Sordariales; Sordariaceae.